This is a messenger RNA of Dama dama (fallow deer), 912 nucleotides long. Its product is annotated as phospholipase A and acyltransferase 3-like. Gene Ontology annotation, cellular component: cytoplasm. Gene Ontology annotation, biological process: N-acylphosphatidylethanolamine metabolic process. The record is from RefSeq and is a predicted model, not a curated record. Bases 45 to 623 code for a protein of 192 amino acids. The transcript has 4 exons. Gene Ontology annotation, molecular function: glycerophospholipid phospholipase A1 activity; A2-type glycerophospholipase activity. Lineage: Eukaryota; Metazoa; Chordata; Mammalia; Artiodactyla; Cervidae.
ACUGGUGUGAGAGCGGCAAAAUCACACUACUGCUCUGGCAUGCGAUGGCAUCGCCCAAACCCCAGCCUGGAGACUUGAUUGAGAUAUUUCGCUGCUGCUACAGCCACUGGGCUGUCUACGUUGGCAAUGGAUAUGUGGUCCACGUGGCACCCCCAAGAAAAAUCCCAGGAGCUGAUGGGGCCAGUAUCAUGUCUGCCGUGGUUGACAAGGCCUUCGUGAAGAAGGAGCGGCUGUGUGCCGUAGUUGGGGGAGAUACGUACAGGGUCAACAACAAGCACGAUGACAAGUACAACCCUUUCCCUCCCAGGAAAACCGUCCAGCCGCCAGAGGAGCUGGUGGAGGAGCUGGUGGACCAGGAGUUCUGCCGCAGUUUGAUCAGCAAUUACCACAAGCAUUUCAUCAAUGAGCUGCGCUACGGGGUCCCCUGCAGCGACCAGGUCAGAGAUGCUGUCACAGCAAUUAUCAUCAUGGAAGUGCUCCUGGCACUGGAAGUGCUCCUAUUGACUAGAGUCACGUUCUCAAGAAACAAGAAGCAAAAUCAAUGGCCUGAAGGGAGUGUCUUGUCAGCAGUGACAUUAUGCAUUAAGGAGAGUCUUGUUUUGCUAGACAGUUUUAAGAGUUAACAGGCAGGUUGAUAGGGAGUCCAAGGCCCCUUUAAGGAGGAAGUAAACUUUCUUUCUUUUUCAUAUUAUUUUGCCUUAGUCUUGUAGGCUAUGAUAUAUCCUUGUAGUCCUGUAAGCUAUGAUAUAUCUUGCUCAAGGACAUGCUUAUUUUAAAAGCUCUGUGGUGGGAGGGGGGAUCAGGAUGGGGAAUACAUGUAACUCCAUGGCUGAUUCAUGUCAAUGUAUGACAUAACCCACUGAAAUGUUGUGAAGUAAUUAGCCUCCAACUAAUAAAAAAAUAAAUAAAUAA